GCGGAAUGGUAUUUGUGCGGAUAAGGGUGGGGUGGAGAUUAACCAUCAAACUGAAAAUGUCCAGUUUGAAAGUGAGCUCUACUUCCUCACGCCUGACUCCUUCAGUCACUUUCUCCCUCUUAUCAGUCUCCAAAAAAGUGACACUCAUUAGAUUCCGAAACGCCAUAAUAUCUCCUCCAAAGCUUAAACUUCAAGCACUAGGGAAAACCAGAGCCACACUGCAAUCUGCAAAAAUGGCAGAUGGAAUUGUGAAAGAGGUCCUUCCACCGGCGCUUGAUUCUACUUCAGAACCACCUCCGCUUUUUGAUGGAACUACAAGGUUGUAUAUAUCAUACACAUGCCCGUACGCGCAGCGUGUGUGGAUCACCCGGAAUUGUAAGGGAUUGCAAGACAAGAUCAAAUUGGUUCCUCUUGAUCUGCAAAACAGGCCUGAUUGGUACAAGGAGAAAGUCUACCCAGCUAACAAGGUGCCAUCAUUGGAACACAAAAAUGAAGUCAAAGGAGAGAGUCUUGAUUUGAUUAAAUAUGUUGAUAAUCACUUCGAAGGGCCCUCACUUUUCCCUGAUGAUCCUGCCAAGAAAGAAUUUGCAGAAGAGUUGCUGUCCUACACCGACACAUUCAACAAAGCCGCGAUGUCUUCCUUCAAAGGAGAUGGAAAUGAAGCAGGUGCUGCAUUUGAUUACAUCGAAACGGCUCUUUCCAAGUUUGAAGAUGGACCUUUUUUCCUCGGUCAGUUCAGUCUGGUGGAUAUAGCUUAUGCUCCAUUUAUUGAAAGAUAUCAGCCCUUUUUAUUGGAUGUAAAGAAGUACGACAUCACAGAGGGCAGGCCUAAACUGGCAGCUUGGAUUGAGGAAAUGGACAAAAAUGAGGCCUACAAACAAACUCGACGUGAACCAAAGGAGCUGGUGGAAAUUUACAAGAAACGCUUCUUGGCACAACUCUGACAUCAGUCCCAAAUUACAGAGUUCUAGAACUUCCCACCGUUCUAGAAAUGGCAUUAAAUUUCUCUUCAGUGUGCUUUUUGUGAUGGUGUACUUUAGGACAUGUUUUGUUGUUAUCUUGGUUUUGAAGCCAUGAAAGUUCACUUGGAAGACCUACUAGGGAUAAGCAACAAAUGCUAGAGAUAUUUCAGCUUUUGUUACAUAUAUUUUAUAAAAAUAAGUGACAUGUGGAUUGUUACAUCAGUUUGUAAA
Molecule: messenger RNA, 1193 nt
Organism: Alnus glutinosa
Lineage: Eukaryota; Viridiplantae; Streptophyta; Magnoliopsida; Fagales; Betulaceae
Product: glutathione S-transferase L3-like
Exons: 10
Coding region: 6-944 (312 amino acids)
Molecular function (GO): glutathione transferase activity
Source: RefSeq, a predicted model, not a curated record